GACUUUCAAGCUGUCAAAAUCUAACAGCUAGAAGUAUUCUCUUUAUCUUGCAUAGUCCGAGUUGCAGUACGUGUGGAAUGUUUCACUGUGUAGAGAUUGACAGGCGAACAAUCUAGACAUCAGACUAAUUUGCGGUUAGUCGCUUAAUAUAGCUAAACAACCACGAGGAAGAAAUUAGUAUCGUUUGAAUAAUCACAUGCGCUUGUUUAUGAAGUACACCACGUCACAAAAUGUUUGCUCUCACUUGUGUGUGAAGCGCCAGAUUUUCAAAGAAUGCUGUGUGGAGUGGCGAGCAUGAAGGAGAUCGGGUAUAAAGACAGGCUGUGGCAAAACAGCACUGCGGAUAGCGACGGGAUGUACAAAACGUGGGAAGUAAGUAGGACACACGACCGAGAACAACACAACGGAUGGGAUCAAGUGAAGAUCAGGCAUUCUAUCUCCCUUGGAGACGUUCGAUUGGAGGGUUUUCCAACCACAAGGAAAGGCGAAGGGAUUGAAAACCCAGAUCGGUUCUACAACAGCGAGCGAAGAGAAUUGUCGAGGAACAGCACAACGAAUAGGGAAGUGAAAACGGAUACGCAGGCCGUGGUGCGACCCCAAUUUCAAAUUACUAUCGAGCAGCCGAUCCGACGUGUCACUCCCGCUUAUAAUGUAACGUUUCUAUCACAAUUGUCAAAGACCCGCAAUGGAAGACGCGCUUCGGAUGGUUUUCUUGGAUUCUCUGGGAAAACAAGCGCUCCAGUAUUUAGCGCUGUCUCAGAAGAACACAGCACUGAUGACGACAGCGUCAAGGUUAAUUCAAUUACCCCAAACAAUUCCAUCAGCAGGGCUUCCUCGCUGAAUCGUCGCCGAUUUUCCGAUGGUAGCUUUCAUAACGUCGCAGGGUAUACAAGUUUCAAGAAGGUCAGCAUCGUGUUGCCGAGGCCGCGAAAUAGUACGAAUGAAGGUUCUGAUGAGUGUGAUGUUGAUGACAAAGGGUGUGAAAGCGAUGUAAGAGGAAAAGAUACAGAAAGUGCUGAUUGUAGCAGAAACGAAGACGACGAUCAGUGGAAGAAAUUGGUUGCACAAGCGCAAGGUUUCAAAGGACCUAAAGUAAACGGGGUUGGCAAAGUAAGACCAGGAUUACAGGUGGAGGACGUUAAAGGAAACAUUAGUCGCUCCAUGGAGGACGUGUUCAGCGACAUUAGCAGCGAGGCAUCGUUUUCAUCAAACAGUUCUUAUCACUCAUCGUCUGACAGCGAUAGUGCCGUCUACAGCACAUUAACAGCUAAGCCGAUAUCCGGCGAUUUAGCUCCUUUCAAGGACGAUAGCCACACUAGUUUGAAUACCGUAAGGCCAAUCCGACGAUUUUCCUCGGUGCAAUCGUUAGAUUCGUACCCUGCAGGUGGAAACCAUCCCGCACGUAGAUAUUCGGUUGCCACUUUAAACCCAGCACGCUCGUUUAAUAACUCAAAUGCUACAGCUAAGCUGUCCGGCUACAGCACGCAGAGCGCACUGGAACACGCCCGACAGUUACUCAGCAGGCUGCAACAAGAAGGAAAGUAUAAAAGCAAAAAAGAAAGACUGGACGAAUUGAGUAAAGCGCUAAAGUGGAUCCUUGAGGAACUUAAUCGUAUAAAAACACCAGACAGGGACCUGGUCAGUUUAUUUAUCAGUCUGCGGGCGAAAAUAGUGAACUUGAAAAGUGAACUAAAAGCGGAAGAAUUCGAUGCCACCUGUAUUGACCGCAAUGAAGUGGACAGCACCCCACGAGUCCAAACACUUCUGUUAACUGAGGAAAGGUUGACACACGCUCACUCGAGACGAUUUAGCUGGUGUUGAAAAGAAAAUAUUCUUUAUUGUAGCUUUUUAGACAUCCACGACAGAAAGAUGCAGUCGACCAGACUUUAUCUCGUGGGAGAUUUAUUUGAUGCCGGUAAAUGUUUCACAAAUGUUGCCAAGUUAAAUAUGAAAUGAAAAGAAAAGAAACAUAAACAAAGACGAAGAAAAAAGAUAUGAAGACUUUGAAGAGGAAAGCGACGAGGUCUAAAGA
Molecule: messenger RNA, 2032 nt
Organism: Pocillopora verrucosa
Lineage: Eukaryota; Metazoa; Cnidaria; Anthozoa; Scleractinia; Pocilloporidae
Source: RefSeq, a predicted model, not a curated record